Messenger RNA from Menidia menidia (Atlantic silverside), 1684 nucleotides. The record is from the annotation of a GenBank genome assembly. Lineage: Eukaryota; Metazoa; Chordata; Actinopteri; Atheriniformes; Atherinopsidae.
GCCAAAGCAGGAAGUACAGUUUGUAAACAUGCCCCAACUUUGUGUUGCAGUUCGAGCAGAGACACGGCCUCCCAUGUGAAUCUUUCACCUACUGUAACAGCGACUAUGGAGAGGAGCGCAAAGACCGUUUCGGCUAUCAAAACUCUUGGGUACCCGGGCGGCUCCUGCCUCGCGCGGUGCAGGUGUGACGAGCUGCCCUGUCCGCUGGUCAGCUGGCUGUCCGCGGAGCUCCGGGCCGUCUGUCCGGAGCUGCGAGACUCUUGCAUGUCAGGUAAGGUCUUGCUGGUGGGCGAGCUGCGACAGUUGCUCUCCAGCCUGUUUUACCCCCUUAUGCUGACCACAGAGGUGUUGGAACCAUCGGUCCUCAGCAAUGUCACCGAGUUCCUUGUGGCAGAAUUGCAAGCAGCUCGCAUCAUCAAGCAUAUGGAAUUGCAUCCUGAAGAACAUUCCACAGGAGAGGAGACAGUGAAAGAUCAGCGAGUGGAAGGCCCCCUGGAUGAUGUUGCUGAGAGCUGUCAGGGACAUGGAGACAGCGAUGCCUUAGACACUAACAGAAGGAAGGCAGAGAUGCAAGCAGAGUGGAUAUUGAUUCUACGUGCCCUCGGUUUGGAUGCUUCCUCUCAAUUUGACGAUGUUCUGAGUCAGGUGAAAUCGAUGCUCUCUCAACUACCAGAUGGAGACAUGACCAGUCCCCUUCUCAACAGCCCCCUCAGCUCAGAGCAUUGGAUGAAAGUGAAAGAGAUCAAUCAGAUUCUGUCUGACGAUUAUAAGUGCCGGCGACACAUGAUGAUCAAACGCUUUCAAGUCACGCUUGAGUCAUUUGCGUGGGGAGAAAAACAGAAGGAACGCAGUGUGGCUCUAGCCUCUGUGCCUCCUCUUGCAUCCCUCACUGGAUCCUCCCAAGUGUCUCUGAGUCUUCUGUUGGCUUCCAGAGCAGAUCAAUCUUUCAUUGAGCCAGUCAAAGCUGGAACAAGCACACCCAUCUACAAGACACUGAUGGGCAGCGUGCCAGACAGAGGAGGGCGGCCAGGAGAGAUUGAGCCGCCCAUGCCAUCAUGGGGAGAGCGAAGAACACAAGGAAACAGAUGGGGAAAAGGAGGUGGACACCAUAACCGCCAAAGAAAAAAGAAAGGGAAAAAAGAGUAACUUUCCUCAUAUUUCCAAUUUUACUUAAUAAAUUGUUAAAUAAAUAAUAAUUUUCUUAGUUUAAAUUAUUGUUUUGAAAUAAAAUUGGAAUUAACGUAUGAUUUAUAGUUACAUGUACAUAACUAUGUGCAAAUGAUUAUGACAACGCUUGUCAUUGCUAUAUUUCACUGGUGUAUGACCAGAUAUUUUUGUAAUAUUUUGAUCAUAGAAUGGAAAACAGAAUGGAAAAAUAAGACCAGCUGUUUGUCCAAGAAUAAACCUAUGAAACGCAGACUUGUUAUGCUACAUGAGUAAUGUCCUUGUGUUCAAAUCAGUCCCACUAUCACAAUUUACUUACAAUGUAAUAUUUAAUUUUUGUUUUUGGAGAAAAAUUUGUGCUAAAAUCAAACCUAAUCUCAUUUCAUGAGGCAACCUCUUCAUGCUUAAGGCACACAUAAAAGAAUAUCCAAUUAUUGAGUAAAUCUCAGUUGGAUGUCAUUAAAAAAAAAAAAACUAAUAUAUAUAUAUAUAUUUGUAUGAACAUAUAUAUAUAUGUUUC